This is a messenger RNA of Ctenopharyngodon idella (grass carp), 3074 nucleotides long. RefSeq names its product gastrula zinc finger protein XlCGF8.2DB-like. The record is from RefSeq and is a predicted model, not a curated record. The coding region runs from base 1456 to 2640 and encodes 394 amino acids. Gene Ontology annotation, molecular function: RNA polymerase II cis-regulatory region sequence-specific DNA binding; DNA-binding transcription factor activity, RNA polymerase II-specific. NCBI's taxonomy places the organism in Eukaryota, Metazoa, Chordata, Actinopteri, Cypriniformes, Xenocyprididae. Gene Ontology annotation, biological process: regulation of transcription by RNA polymerase II. Gene Ontology annotation, cellular component: nucleus. The transcript has 3 exons.
CUCUCCUGUGCUCUGCGUGAAUGAGGGAAAUAUGCUGAAUUAACUUAAUUUUCGAUUUGGUAUUAAUUAUAGAACUGCCAUAAAACCGGAACAAGUUUAUAUAUGCGCUUUUCUGCCAACAGUUCGAUGUAUUUUUGGAGUUUUAUUAACGCAUGUCUUUAUUUUAUGUUGCCGCCUGCGCGCCAAAUUUAGAGCGCGGGGUUUUCCCUGUAGUUUCUCCACAUAUAAUUUUGUUGGAUUGACUGUGUGGAAAUAUCGUUUAUUGUGGUAAAUUAGUGAUGUGGAAACCGAGGCUUUCUGAAGCGUUUGAGGCUUUCAUCAAAUUGUGCCGAAAAAUGGUUCAUUACUCGAAGCUUAACACAAUACGCAUUAGCGACAUCUGUUGGUCAGACUUGUUUUCUCAGCCAUAUCUAACAAAUCAUCGCGGAGCAAAGGAAAAAGCACAUGACCAAAAAAAGCUUCUUAAGUCUGUGACAUACAAGAGUGCAAUCAAUCUGGGAUCAAUACAGUUCUAUCUAAUCUAAAGUAAUUUGUGUCAAUGAGACCCGUGUCAUGUGUAGCCUGGUCAACGGAUUCAACGGAUCAAUAAUAUAUAAUAUACAAGUAUGUGAUCAUAAUUAAUAAUUGACAUGAAUAGUUUUUAAAUAAAUAUUUAGUUUGAGCCGUUUAACACUUAUGUUCUGUUUGGGUCUCUGAGACCCCAGCUUUAAAACAUGAUUAAAUGCAGUAAAGUGACUUGCAUUCAGUUUCUGUCUGGUGUUGAGGUUACAGUUGACUUACUGAAUCCCAAAUAAGUGCACACACAACAUAAAAUGUUGUUUAAAAAGUCGAUGUGAAGUCAUACAAUGAUGAGCAAUGAAGUGAUGGGAUAAUCAUUUCCCUUUCAUGCAUAAGGUGGGGUCGCAAAGUGGCAAUUUUUUCAAACCAGCUGUCCCGACCUUCCGAUACUGCGUGAUGUUCGAAGCUUAAAACGUCAUCAAUCACGUGGUAUUGUCAUUUCGAUACAAGUAUUGGUACAGUGUGUGAUACAAUAGUGCUUUGAAAACUACGUCAGAGCAUCGGAGCCCCGAUAUCAACCGUCCCAUCACUAUGACUAGAUGGAAAUGAAAGAGCAAAGACAAGAACUGAAGUGAAAUUUCAAAGGUGAUGAUGCUGUAGUUUGUUUCAGCCUGUUGACACCAAAAAAAGUUUAAUGUGCAAAUUUACUGAAGAUCUCAGACGUCAUAAUUGAGGUGAAAACAGGGAACUUUUGGCUUUUCAGUUUUUUUCUGUUAAACAUGAUGGCCCUGUACUUUUUAAAUACAGAUUGAAUAAAAACACAGUGAUCACAGUUCACACCUGCAGUGAAGCUCCUCCCACAACAAUUCACCAAUAAAUACUGGGAAUAUUCACAUCAUCCUACAAGAGAAGGACAAACUCCAGGUGUAGCAGCUGAAAUCUGUGUGACUGUUAAAGAUGGACUUUAUUAAAGAGGAGAUUGAAGACAUGAGUGAUCCAGAACCAUCCAGAAUAAAACAGGAAGAUACUGAGAUACAAACAGACCAGGUGGAAGUGAAACAGGAAAGACAAGAACUGAAUGAAGUAGAGGAGGAACAUCGUAACUUUAAAACUCAAAGAACAAAAGCCAAAAAGCUGCACACCUGCACUCAGUGUGGAAAAAGUUUCACACAUAAAGGACACCUUAGCAAACACAUGAGAAUUCACACUGGAGAGAAACCGUACACAUGCACUCAGUGUGGAAAGUGUUUUGCUUCUGGAUCAGGUCUCACUUAUCAUCUGCUCCGUCACUCUGGAGAAAAACCAUUCAAGUGUGAUCAGUGUGGUAAAGAUUUUAAUUCAUCAUCACAUCUAAAACAACACCUGAAAGUUCAUUCAGAUGAGAAGCCUUAUGUGUGUUCUCUCUGUGGAAAGUGUUUUUCAUGGCUGAAUACCUUUAAACUGCACCAAAAAACACAUAAUGAAGUGAGAGAUUAUAUGUGCUUUGACUGUGGGAAGAGCUUUACUACAUCUAGUCAUCUGGAACAGCAUCAAAGAAUUCAUACCGGAGAAAAACCUUACAAGUGCUCAUAUUGUGACAAGAGUUUCACUCAGUCUCCACACCUGAAAUCACAUGAGCGAGUUCAUACUGGAGAGAAGCCGUACCACUGUACUCAGUGUGGGACGAAUUUCAAAGAUGCAACAGGUUUCAAAAAUCAUCUGCUCCGUCACUCUGGAGAAAAGCCAUUUAACUGUGAUCAGUGUGGUAUAAAGUUCAUUUCAUCGUCACAUCUAAAAAGACACCUGAAAAUUCAUUCAGAUGAGGGACCUCAUGUGUGUUCUCUCUGUGGAAAGAGUUUUUCAAGGCUGAACAAUUUUAAACUGCACCAGAAAACACAUAAUGGAGUGAGAGAUCAUGUGUGUUGUGACUGUGGGAAGAGCUUUACUAGAGCUGAAAAUCUGAAUCGGCACCAAAGAAUUCAUACUGGAGAAAAACCUUACAAGUGCUCAUAUUGUGACAAGAGUUUCACUCAGUCGGGAACUCUGAAAUCACAUGAGCGAAUUCAUACUGGAGAGAAGCCGUACUACUGUACUCAGUGUGGAGAGAGUUUCACCCGAUUAAAUAUUCUAUUGACACAUAUUAAAAAGCAUUGUUCACAGUGAGCAAAUGUUUUCAUCAGAUCCAAAACUUUCAAAUAAAUCAUGUGAGAUUCACAUUAAGUAAAUGUGUAGUUAGUUAACUAAUAAACUAGUGUUGCUGUGAAAUGCCACAAGAUUUGUGUUUUAUAUGUUGGAGAACAAGAAAAUUAUUGAAUUAUUCUUUGAUUGAACGCUUACAUGAAGAAAUACCAAAAUUAGGACUGGAAGAAAGAAGAUGUAAGAAAAACAACAACAAUCAGGUAUUUGUCAAUAUAUGAAACAAUUCUCUGAAUUUGAGUUUUUAUACUCAAUAUGGAUUUUUUUUCUUUUGUGUUUAGUUACAUAAAAACCAGUUAUUUGAUAAACAGAUUUAUUUAAAAGUCUACACAUUUCUCUGCAACAUAAGUUGUAUAAGCUCUGUACAAUAACAACAAAUAAAACUACCAUUUUACUGACAA